GCAGGAGCAACAAUGGAUUGGCCCCAACAAAUAAGUAGCAGGUGUUGGGAGAAGACAUCCCAUGUGAAAUGGAGGUGAUCGAGGGAGCUGAACGCUGACUACACCAACAUGGGGUUGCGACUGUUGGCUUGUCUUUUUCAUUUGCCCACUGCCGUGAUCUACGGGUCCCUGUCACUGUUUGUUUCCAUUUUGCACAACGUAUUCCUCCUGUACUACGUGGACACCUUUGUCUCUGUUUACAAGAUUGAUAAACUGUCCUUUUGGAUAGGAGAGACAGUGUUUCUUAUCUGGAACAGCCUCAAUGACCCUCUGUUUGGCUGGCUGAGUGACCGGGUGUUCCUUAGCGCACAGCAGCCAGGAGCAGAGAUUUCCUCCCCAGAAGUAGUUCUGAAGAGGCUCAGAGCGCUAAGCCACAAUGGCCCCCUCUUUGCCAUCUCUUUCCUGGCUUUCUGGGUUGCCUGGGCUCAUCCUGGUUUGCAGUUCCUUCUUUGCCUUUGCAUGUAUGACAGCUUUCUCACCAUGGUCGACCUCCAUCACAAUGCCUUGCUCGCAGACCUGGCUGUUUCAGCAAAAGACAGGACUAGCCUCAACUUCUACUGCUCCCUCUUCAGUGCCAUAGGCUCCCUCUCUGUCUUCAUGUCCUACGCAGUGUGGAACAAAGAGAACUUCUUUUCCUUUCGCAUAUUUUCCGUCGUGCUGGCUCUCUGCUCCAUCGUUGGUUUUACCCUGUCCACACAGCUGCUCCGCCAGCGGUUUGAGGCUGAUGGGAAAGCGAAAUGGGACCAAGAAUCAACCCUAAAAGAGCUGUACAUUGAGAAACUCUUCGUCCCCCAGGAGAAGAGGAUCACCCUGGCAGAGUAUCUCCAGCAGCUCUCCCGGCAUCGCAACUUCCUCUGGUUUGUCUGCAUGAACCUCGUUCAGGUUUUUCACUGCCACUUUAACAGCAACUUCUUCCCUCUGUUCCUGGAGCACCUGCUGUCAGACCAGAUCUCUGUCUCCACUGGAUCCUUCCUGCUCGGUGUUUCCUACAUUGCCCCCCAUCUCAACAACCUCUACUUCCUGUCCCUCUGCCGCCGCUGUGGGGUUUACGCUGUGGUGCGAGGACUCUUCUUCCUGAAGCUGGCUCUCAGUGUUGUCAUGCUCCUGGCAGGGCCUGAUCAGGUGUACCUGCUCUGCAUCUUCAUUGCCAGCAACCGGGUGUUCACAGAAGGGACCUGUAAGUUGCUCAACCUGGUGGUCACUGACUUGGUGGAUGAGGAUCUAGUCCUGAACCGUAGGAAGCAGGCAGCCUCAGCGCUUCUCUUUGGGAUGGUGGCUCUGGUCACCAAGCCGGGCCAGACCUUCGCCCCUCUGAUCGGCACCUGGCUGCUCUGCGCGUACACAGGCUACGACAUCUUCCAGCGCAACCCCUUGAGCAACGUGGUGAGUGCCCAGCCGAAUCUGGAGUCUGCCGCAGCCUUGGAGCCAACUCUUCGCCAGGGCUGCUUUUACCUCCUCGUCUUCGUACCCAUCACGUGCGCGCUGCUGCAGCUCCUCAGUUGGUCUCAGUUCAGCUUGCACGGGAAGCGUCUGCAGGUGGUGAAGGCUCAGCGCCAAAGCCUGACGCAAGGCCGAGCACCAGAGGUCAAAACGAUCUAGGGGUGCCUGAGCCCCGAGGCUGUUGCUGGUUCCAGGCUGGUGCAGGACGGCAGGCUAAGCGCAGGGGUUGUGGGCUGAGAAACCCCGAUGUUUACAGUUCAGCUGUGAAAUGCUAUAAUGCCAAUGUUUACUCAUUCCAGGAGGUGGUCGCUGGGGAAGGCAGAGAAGUUCAGUGUGAGGGGCCUGGGAUAGAUCGCUUCGUGAUUUUAUCCUAGCCUGUCCCAGGGAGCAGAGGGCUGCUCAUCACAGCGUGGAGGUGCUGGGUUGCAGUGUGUGCUAGGGACAGACACGUCCCCGGUGCAAUCCUUUGCCCUGGGCUUGGCCCUGGGGAACCGCAGCCUCUCUGGCUGAGCAGGAGGAGACUGCACAGCGAGUCCUUCCUUGCUAGAGCCCUGCAGCUUUAGGGAGUGGAGUGGGAGGCUCCUGAGGGACCAAGUGACCAAGGGGGUGAUUUCAGGAUGGCAGGAGCAGGGAUGGGAGGACCCUGAAGGCCUUUCCCAGUAGCUGGUACAACCCCUCCCACAUACAGUGCUGUGGUUCUUGGACCAAAUCCGCUCUUAGGCAUUUCUUGUUCCCAGGACAAUAUCCUGCACAG
Molecule: messenger RNA, 2233 nt
Organism: Fulmarus glacialis (Northern fulmar)
Lineage: Eukaryota; Metazoa; Chordata; Aves; Procellariiformes; Procellariidae
Gene: SLC68A1
Product: transmembrane protein 180
Exons: 8
Coding region: 109-1638 (509 amino acids)
Source: RefSeq, a predicted model, not a curated record